AUGACCGACUCCAAUGCCGACUCCAAUGGAUUCUAUGCGCCCAAUAUGCGCGCAGUGCCUGCUGGCGACUUCGUAAGACCAAGCAGAAAGACUAACGGUGCCGGUGUACAGGCCGAAGACACGCGGAUAUGCGUCGUCAUGGUAGGCUUGCCCGCGCGGGGCAAGAGUUUGAUUGCACAGAAAGUGGUUCGCUACCUCCAUUGGUUAUCGAUCAAAUCCAAGACGUUCAACGUUGGCCAGUAUCGUCGUACUGCGACCCCAAACCCCUCCGCCGAGUUCUUCGAUACCUCCAACCCAGAAGGAGAGCGUCUCCGGAAAGCAGCCGCCGAAGCAGCUGUUAACGACAUGUGCAAAUGGUUUUCUGAGGGCAGGGGCUUGAUCGCGAUACUAGACGCCACAAACUCAACCAAGAGCCGGCGCAGGUGGAUACAGGAGCGAUGCGCUGCCGAGAACAUCGAGACACUGUUCGUGGAGUCAAAGUGUGACGACGAAGAUCUCAUCAUGAGCAACAUAUUGGAAGUAAAGACAACAUCUCCAGACUAUGUCGGUCAAGACCCCGAGGAAGCUGCAGCGGAUUUCCGCAACCGUAUCCGGAACUACGAGAAGGUGUACCAGACCAUAGACGAGGACGAGCGCGAUCUUACAUACGUCAAGCUCAUCGAUGUGGGCAAGCAAGUCAUCAUCAACCAGAUCCAGGACUACCUCCAGAGUAGGGUUGUCUACUACUUGAUGAAUCUCCACAUCAAGCCGCGCUCGAUCUGGUUAUCGCGACACGGUGAAUCCGAGUACAACCUCACGGGUCAAAUUGGAGGCGACGCAAACCUAUCAGAGCGAGGAGAUGCCUACGCGCAUGCGCUACCCGGUCUAGUUGCGAAAUCGGUCGGCGACGGUCGUAAACUCACUGUCUGGACCUCAACCUUGAAGCGAACGAUCCAAACCGCACGAUUCCUCACAUUCGAGAAGUUGGAAUGGAAAGCGCUCGACGAACUCGACUCCGGUGUCUGCGACGGUCUCACAUACGCUCAAAUCGAACAGAAGUUCCCCGAAGACUUCAAGCAACGCGACGAGGACAAAUACAACUACCGUUACUUGGGUGGAGAGUCAUAUCGCGAUGUUGUCAUUCGUUUGGAGCCCAUUAUCAUGGAGCUAGAGCGGAGCGAGAACAUCUUGAUCGUUACACACCAGGCCAUCCUGAGGUGUAUCUACGCAUACUUCAUGAACGUACCACAAGAGCAGAGCCCGUGGAUGGAAGUCCCGCUACACACGUUGAUAAAAUUGACGCCCAAGGCGUACUCAACACAGGAAGAGAGACUGAAAGCCGACAUACCGGCGGUCAGCACCUGGCGAGGUAAGGGCAGCAAGGCUGAGCAUCAGCAGGCAAAUGGCGGCACAUAG
This is a messenger RNA of Alternaria ethzedia, 1395 nucleotides long. RefSeq lists its product as uncharacterized. Bases 1 to 1395 code for a protein of 464 amino acids. Gene Ontology annotation, cellular component: cytosol. Gene Ontology annotation, biological process: fructose 2,6-bisphosphate metabolic process; fructose metabolic process. The record is from RefSeq and is a predicted model, not a curated record. Gene Ontology annotation, molecular function: fructose-2,6-bisphosphate 2-phosphatase activity; ATP binding; 6-phosphofructo-2-kinase activity. Lineage: Eukaryota; Fungi; Ascomycota; Dothideomycetes; Pleosporales; Pleosporaceae. The transcript has 3 exons.